Molecule: messenger RNA, 669 nt
Organism: Penicillium arizonense
Lineage: Eukaryota; Fungi; Ascomycota; Eurotiomycetes; Eurotiales; Aspergillaceae
Exons: 1
Coding region: 1-669 (222 amino acids)
Source: RefSeq, a predicted model, not a curated record
AUGUCUUCCAAUAUACCUCAACAAACUACUUCCAACCCUGCCUUCACAGUCGACAUGACAUGGAAGAAAUGGAAAGCCAUAAUCACAGACUUCAACGAUUCAGAAGGAGGCCCCAAAUACAUCAUCAGCUUUCCGUGGAGCAUGCUCCCAAAAUCAGAAAGCAUGAUCGUGACAAGAACCGCCGACGAAGAAGUCGUUGGAACCGGCAAGCUUCAAAUGGUCUCAAUCAACGCCUAUUACCAACUCCACGGCCAAAAGGGCUCUCUUCUAGCACAGAAGCGCUGGCAAACCGUCUACACCCACCGCUCUCUCAACUUCUCCGAUACCGAUACUCCAGUCACCAUGACCUGGACUAGCAACUAUGGAUUCAAAACAUGGGAUUUCAUUUGUGUUGAUGAUCAGCAGAUGCCUGUUGCUAGGUUUUCGGCUAAUUCUUGGGCUGUUAGUAAGAUUGGUAAGAUUGAGUUCGAUGGCCCCAAGGCGCAUAGCCAGGCUGCUCAAGAGGAGAUUUUUGUGAUUGGGCUCACGCUGUUUUACACGAUGAUGCUUCGCACCACCAAUAUUUUCAAUUUCUUUGGAGCUAUUUUUUCUCGGCCUGGGCAUAAGGAGCAUGUUGAGCCUCAGCCUCUACCGCAGAAGGUGGCUAGCGAGGAAGCCGGCCAUUCUUGA